AUGUCAGAAACCACUCAAAAUAUAACAUGCAAAUGGAGUGGCUGCACGCAUCGAUUCGGCUCAGAAGUCGAUAUGAACAUGCAUGUAAUGAUGAAUCACAUGAUUUUGCUGAAUUAUGGCGAUUUUGUGUUGAAAAAACCGUUGGUUAAUAGAAAAAGACCGGCGGAACCUCAACCUGAGCCGUCACCAGAAAUUUCCGAAGUGUCGCCAGUCGUUCGGCAGCUAACAGCCACCGUAAAAGUCGAAUCAAGACCUCCAGAAGUUGCUCCUGAAUCCAUCCCAAUUCCUCCAAAAAAGCCAGUAAAACCCGACUCAUCAAGCUCCGCCCCCUUGCCCAUACCGCCCAUUUCAAUUCCUCCAAACCUUGAAGUCCCUAUUCAAUCUCGACAAGUCGCUGAGAAUCUACAAAAUUUUUUUAAUUCUAAUUGGAAUCCGACGGCUAUCGAAAUGGAUUCAGAUGCCACGUCACUUCAGAAUGGAGAUGUGCUGGAGCAGAUGGAUGCGAUUAUGGCAGCGCCCCAAAAACUGAGUGACGUCAUCGACGAGAUUCUCGAACGUCUCCGACCAAUGAAACAGUUGGGAUUCAUCCGAGAGACCCGGCCGGUCUACUGUCUCAUCUGUCUGAAAUACGUGAAAUCAUUCCAUGAGUGUAAUUGGAAACACACGCCCGCCGAGGAUCGAAUCGCCGAAAUGUGGUAUCGUCGAUUCGGAAAAGAACGCCCAAACGGAAAGAAUCAAUUAAUGAAGGAACUUCUGGAGGUCAAAGGUUGGAUAUUGGAGGAGGAAGAGGCUGGAAACUUGCAGGAUAUCAAUUUAUAA
Messenger RNA from Caenorhabditis remanei, 819 nucleotides. RefSeq lists its product as uncharacterized. Gene Ontology annotation, molecular function: zinc ion binding. The record is from RefSeq and is a predicted model, not a curated record. The coding region runs from base 1 to 819 and encodes 272 amino acids. Lineage: Eukaryota; Metazoa; Nematoda; Chromadorea; Rhabditida; Rhabditidae. The transcript has 5 exons.